AAAGUGUAAUAAUUACCAAGAUUUUGGAUCUGGCUUUUGCUGUAGUGUAUUGUAAAAUGCAUAUGGUUUAAGUUUCUCUAAUUGGAGUGACUGCUUGCCAACUAUGAUUAACUUAAUAAGGCUAUGAUAGUAACGCCGGAUAUUAUAAAUAAAAGAUAGGGACCUAGUUUCAUGGAAAGUUCAUACCUCUUGCAAUAAUCGAAAUCAGUUUAGCAAAUUACGCAGGAAAAUUCAAACCCACAGCAGCAGUCCUUGCAAAGAAGCCAAAACUAAUUUGGAGCUUUUUAUCUGAGGAUUGCACAGAUGUAUAUAUAAGUAACAGUGAACCAGGAAUUAAUUCAUGGCUUUGGAAGUGGCGUUUGGAGCUGUUCUUACUGUUCUGGUUGAUAGACUUGCUUCCCGCCGCGUUGUUGCCUUUAUCCGUGGAAAGAAAGUCAAUAAUGUCGGGUUGAUCAGGAAGUUGAAACAGAUGUUACUUUCAGCUAAUGCAGGGCUAGGUGAUGCUGAAGAGAAGCAGACCAGAAACAAAGCGGUGAGGGCAUGGCUUGGUGAGCUUAAAGAUGCUCUUAAUGAAGCAGACAGCUUGCUCAAUGAGAUAGGCUCCGAAGCUCUGCGACGGAUGCUGGAAGAAGCUGAAUUUGGAAGCAGAAGCACAAGUGAGGUACAAAACUUGAUCGAUUCUAGUGAUGAAUUUGACGAAAGUCUUAAGCCCAAGAUACUUGAUAUUCUUGAUAACUUAGAGUACAUUGUAGAUGAAAAGAAAGUGCUUGGUUUGAGAGAUGAGUUAACAUUUGGUCUAGAAGAAAGCUUACCCACAACAUCUUUGCAAGAGGACUCUGGUGUGUUGUAUGGAAGGGACGAAGACAAGGAGAUCAUUGUGAAGUUACUAUUAUCAGACGAUGCGUCGACAUCCACCUCAAAUCGUGUAAGGGUGAUUCCAAUUCUGGGCAGGACUGGGAUUGGGAAGACAGAGCUUGCUCGGUCUGUAAACAAUGAUAUUAGAGUGAAGAACCAUUUUGACCUCCAAGCAUGGAUUUGGGUUUCAAAAGAUUUUGAUAUUGUUGGAAUUACACAAACAAUUUAUGGGUCAAUCACUUCACAAAGGUGUGAUAUUGAGGACCUUAAUCUGCUGCAGAUUAAGCUCAAGGAGGCAUUAACGGGGACGAGGUUUCUCUUGGUCCUUGAUGAUGUCUGGGACUUAAGUUACAUUUCUUGGGAUUUAUUAAGGCGUCCCUUUGAGAAUGAAGCAUGUCAAAGUAAGAUCAUCGUCACUACACGCGACAAACACAUUGCAUCCAUGAUGGGUACUCUUCCUGCUCAUUAUCUAAUGGAAAUAUCCGAUGAAGAUUGCUGGUUGUUGUUUGUGAAGCACGCCUUUGAAAACGCAGGUACCAUUGCACAUUCAAAUCCUGAAGUGAUUCGAAGACAAAUUGUUAGGAAAUGUAAAGGCAGUCCUUUAGUUGCGAAAACACUCGGGGGUCUCAUGCGCUCUGAAAGAAAUCUAGAUAAGUGGGAACUAAUAUUGGGCCAAGAUCAGCCAGAGACUGCUCACACCGCUCGCAUAGAGGGCGGUUGGGAACUCAAUGAGUCCUACGCAAAUCCUUGCUUGUAAUACUCAUUUGCAUUCAAAUAGUGUUGUGGUUAAAUUCAGUUUCUACUAAAUUUUAAAUCUUUAAAA
Rosa rugosa (rugosa rose) is the source of this 1678-nucleotide messenger RNA. Its product is annotated as putative disease resistance RPP13-like protein 1. Gene Ontology annotation, biological process: defense response to other organism. The record is from RefSeq and is a predicted model, not a curated record. Gene Ontology annotation, molecular function: ADP binding. The coding region runs from base 341 to 1612 and encodes 423 amino acids. The transcript is spliced from 2 exons. Lineage: Eukaryota; Viridiplantae; Streptophyta; Magnoliopsida; Rosales; Rosaceae.